Molecule: messenger RNA, 1278 nt
Organism: Peromyscus leucopus (white-footed mouse)
Lineage: Eukaryota; Metazoa; Chordata; Mammalia; Rodentia; Cricetidae
Product: lysozyme C-2-like
Exons: 4
Coding region: 20-466 (148 amino acids)
Biological process (GO): defense response to Gram-negative bacterium; defense response to Gram-positive bacterium
Molecular function (GO): lysozyme activity
Source: RefSeq, a predicted model, not a curated record
GAUACAGAACGAGGUCAACAUGAAGGCUCUCCUCACCCUGGGGCUCUUCCUGCUUUCUGUCACUGUCCAGGCCAAGGUCUUUAGACGUUGUGAGUUGGCUAGAACUAUGAAAAAGAACGGAAUGGAUCACCACAUUGGAAUCAACAUGACAAACUGGAUGUGUUUGGCUCAGCAUGGAAGUAAUUAUAACACACAAACUACAAACUACAACCAUGGGGACCAAAGCACCGACUAUGGGUUAUUUCAGAUCAAUAGCCGAUACUGGUGUAAUGAUGACAAAACCCCCAAUGCAGUGAAUGCCUGUGGGAUCCCCUGCAGUGAUUUGCUCCUGGAUGACAUCACUCCAGCCAUACAAUGUGCAAAGACAGUUGUGAAGAGUCCAGAAGACAUGAAAAUAUGGUCGGCUUGGACAAGACACUGUCAACACGAAGAUGUCUCCCAGUACAUUAAAAACUGUGGAGUCUAACCGCCCCGUGCCUCCACCUCAGCUCACUCUGUCUCUUUGUCGCUAUAGAAGUAGUUAUGGGAAAGGUCACAUUUCCUUGGUUUCCCCUUCAGACAAGCAGGCUUUUAUCAGAAACAGGAGCAACAUGGGGACUGUUUCCUAAGAGACUUAAUGCUGACUAAUGUGAUCAUAGUUUUAUGGAAAGCCUCCAUUUUUCAGUUAGCCAAGGCAGCAGAUGCUGGUGACAGUGAUCUAGCAUUGAGUGUCACACACGUCUCUGUACAUCAGCUCUUCACCUAUGAAGUAAUUCACAUUAAGUUUUAUUGGAAUUAGUCUUCAUCUCCCCACUGUUGGAUAGACAUACAGCAGAAAUGUAAGGAGACAGUAGAUCUUGGGUAAAAUGGCAGCUGUAUGAGCUCCCAGGAUUUGUGUUGGCUCAGCACCCAGACAGUUAAGAAGAGCCACUAUGUGGGGUAAGGUGGGAUUUUAAGGGAACAUAAUUCUGAGUGGAUAUAACUGAGACUGCUUCAACUCAGAAAUUUGUCAUGAAAUGUGUGACCUUUCAAAAAAGUAUUUUCUUAGAGCUGGCCCAUUUAUACUCCUUGCAAGUAAAUUCUCAACUCAUGUCAAUCUGUGUUAACCCUUGAGGGAAUGAUCCAUACCUCUAGCUGAUCAUGAGGUAUUCAGGACAGAUUGGUCUCUAUGCUAGCCCUUAACUUUCUUAAAGUAGCUUCAUGCAUAUCAACUAACUCUGAGACAGAUGAGCUUGUAUCAGCAAAAUUAAGCACAUUAUGAAAAACUACAAAUAGCCAUUAAAUGAUUUCAAUGCACAA